AUGGAACCAAACGCCAAUAUUUGUUCUAAUGAAGGGAAAGAUUUAGAGGAUGCUACAAUUUGGCAUUGUGAGUUGCUACAUGCAAAAUCCAAAGAAAUCUCACUUGAAGCAGUUUUACGAAUUUUGAGAUACGUGAAAAGUACGAUUGGCCAAGGUAUUCAGUACAAAAAAGGUGAAGAUUACAAGCUAGUUGGCUAUUAUGAUGCUGACUAUGCAUGUGACCUUGAUACCAGACGCUCAACUACAGGGUAUGUGUUUUUACUUGGAUCUGGAGCAAUUUCCCGGUGUAGCAAACGACAACCUAUAAUGUCUCUGUCAACUAAUGAAACAAAGUAUCGUGCAGCGACAAUGGUAGCUCAAGAGAGUACUUGGAUUUUGUAA
This is a messenger RNA of Hibiscus syriacus, 381 nucleotides long. RefSeq names its product secreted RxLR effector protein 161-like. The coding region runs from base 1 to 381 and encodes 126 amino acids. The transcript has 2 exons. The record is from RefSeq and is a predicted model, not a curated record. Lineage: Eukaryota; Viridiplantae; Streptophyta; Magnoliopsida; Malvales; Malvaceae.